Molecule: messenger RNA, 1401 nt
Organism: Trichomonas vaginalis G3
Lineage: Eukaryota; Parabasalia; Trichomonadida; Trichomonadidae
Product: amino acid transmembrane transporter protein
Exons: 1
Coding region: 1-1401 (466 amino acids)
Biological process (GO): amino acid transmembrane transport
Molecular function (GO): amino acid transmembrane transporter activity
Source: RefSeq, a predicted model, not a curated record
AUGGCAACAGAGCCUAACGCUGUAGAGCUUGAGAAAAUCAACGAUCCAAAUCCACCCGUAGGGGUGGAAAACGAUAAUGAAGAAGUUUUAGAGAUUGGUCAGGAUGGUUUGCCAACAUCCAUCGGUCAGGAUGUUGAACAACACCCUGAAUUGCACCCAAUGGAACAAAAGGAAGAAGAUAUUACUGUAAAUAUUAAAAGAGUUAAAACAUGCGGUACAAUUUUCAAUAUUUUAGACUCAUUAAUGGGUUCUGGAAUUCUUGCCGUUCCAAACUCAUUCACAAAUAUUGGAAUCAUUCCAUCUUUUGUUAUUAUGGCCGUUAUUGCAACUCUUGCUUGGGUAGCUGCUGUUAUGGUUUUGUAUCUUUUAGAUGAUACAAAUGCCAAAACAUUUGAUCAACUUGCUGCUAUUAUCCUCGGUCCCAUUGGCUCACGUAUAUUGACCAUUCUCAAUCUAUUUUUCCUCAUAUGCUGCCUUUUAGGGUUUUUAAUCCUUGGUGGCGAUAUGAUCGUAUCAUGGUUCAAAUUAGGCAAUAUCGAUGUUACAUCACUUGGAUAUCGCGUCAUCAUGAUGGUUGUUUAUGCUUUUUGCAUACCAAUCGCUUUAUCUAUUCCAAAAAAGAUUACCUUCUUAAGCUAUUUCGCAGUUGGUAGCGUCUUCUGUAUUUUCUUCUUCUGUGGAGCUGUUGUUGGCCGUGGCAUUGAACAUAUCGUAAAACACGGCAUCAAUAACACUAUUACUUUAGGAAUAGGCGGAAUGGGCAUUUUCUCAUCCAUUUCAAUUCACGGUUUAGCUUUCGCACUUCCUCUCGUAUUCAUUCCAGCAAUGUCAAUCUUCUACAAGCCAGAAGUCAAAGUAAAGGCGAGUGUGAGCUUUUACGGCCAAUUUAUCUGUUACCUUUUAGUUUCAAUACCCGGAUUAUUCGGUUACCUUCAAUUCGGAAAGGAUACAGCUGGUAAUGUAUUGAAUUCUUACCCUGUUAAUGAUAUAUUGAUGGUUGUAGUACGUUCUGGCUUCUUUAUUGUUGUUUCAUGUGCAUAUCCAAUGCUUGCACAAUCAGUUAUGGCAUCAUGGUCCUUCUUCGUCUUCAAAGAAAGCCAACAUAUAAAAUUACCACCACUAAAGUUGGUCUGUGUUCAUUGUUUAACACACCUUAUCCCUCUAAUCAUCGCUAUAUUCCUCGCAGAAGUGAAACCGGCCCUCCUUGUCGGUGGAGCACUCGGUGGUUGCCUUGCUCAAUUCACUUUCCCUUGCUGGAUGUGGGUUAAGCAUAGCGAUAAGCCAGUUUACCACUGGGUGAAUAUAUUAUGCAUCUUAUUUGGUGUUUUUGGCAUUGUUACGGGCGUUUGCGCAACUUAUCAAGCUGUUGUUGAUGCUAUUGCUGCUUUCUCUAAGAAAUAA